Gryllus bimaculatus (two-spotted cricket) is the source of this 2456-nucleotide messenger RNA. Lineage: Eukaryota; Metazoa; Arthropoda; Insecta; Orthoptera; Gryllidae. The record is from the annotation of a GenBank genome assembly.
GAGUAUUUGGAAUUCAGGCAAAGAGUCUCCAACAUAAUCGUACAAACAUCCUUUUGGGUUGAAUGAUUGCUUUUCGUACUAUUGGUCGAUUAAGCAAAAAAAUAUUUAUUAUUAUUAUUAUUUCAAAAUCAUUACGUUUUGCUCUAAGUUGAAGAGUAACAUACGAAAGGUCAAUGUCUGUAUUCACUCUGUAACUUUUUUAGUUGACAUGAAGCAUUUACUUUCUAAACUGUUCGGUGCUACAUAUUGUGCCCGUCAGACACAGAGGGUUUGCUCUCAUUGUGUUAGUACUUGGACUUCUUUGGCUACAGCAUUUAACACUAGGCCAGCAAGAAAAUUGAAUUUAAGUUUGACACGGGAUGACACUGGCUUAUUUGGAUUACCUGAACUUCGAAGUCAUGAUGGAUUUUAUGCAAUGAAAGAUCAUGCAGUAAGGGAGACAGAAAAACUAAUUCAAGAAUCAUGUAGUGCUAAUCGAUCCAGAAAAAUGGUAGAAAUUUUUGAUGAACUCUCAGACACGUUAUGUAAGGUAGCUGAUUUGGCCGAAUUCAUUAGGAUUGCUCAUCCUCGUGCUGCAUUUUCUCAAGCUGCUGAAGAUGCGUGUGUUAGUAUCAGUGGCAUUGUUGAAAAGCUUAAUACUCAUAGAGAAUUGUAUUCUGCAUUGAGAACAGUUGUGGAUUCAAAGGACAAAUUUCCAACGACAUCUGUUGAUGACCAUGUAUCACGGUUAUUUCUCUUUGACUUUGAGCAGUGUGGUAUUCACUUGCCAGAGGAUGCGAGAAGACGUGUUGUGGAGUUAAAUGAUUACAUUCUUCAGUUAGGCCAGAAAUUCAUGGCUGGAGCUGUUAGCCCUCGCAGUGUUCCAAAAGAACUUCUUCCUGAUAAUAUUCGGCACUUAUUUGCAGUGGAUGGAGAUCAAGUAAUAGUAAGUGGUUUGUAUGCAGAUUCUCCCAAUGCUCUGGCUAGAGAAGCAGCCUAUAGAAUUUUCCUAUACCCUGACAAGCACCAAGAAUAUCUCCUGGAAGAAAUGCUUCAAGCAAGGCAUGAGUUGGCCAAAUUAUGUGGUUUUCCAACUUAUGCACACAGAGCUCUGAAAGCUAGCACAGCUGAAACUCCUGGGAUGGUCACAGAGUUCCUAAAUAUUAUGUCAGAACAGUUAAGAGGAAGAGCAGAUAAUGAUUUCAAGACAAUGACAGAAAUGAAAAUUGCAGAAAAUCCAUAUCUAAAGGAACUGGCACCAUGGGAUACACCUUACUUUACACAAAAGGCAAAACGUGAAUGGCUUCAGGUUGGAAGUUCCGAGUUUUCUCCUUAUCUUUCAUUAGGGGCAUGCAUGGAAGGACUGAAUAAUCUCAUGAGACAUUUGUAUAAAAUUAAUUUUGUGAAUGAUGAAUUGCAACCAGGAGAAGUAUGGGCCCAAGAUGUGUAUAAAUUGGCAGUUAUCCAUGAAGAAGAGGGUCUACUUGGCCAUAUAUACUGUGAUUUUUAUGAACGGCCAAAUAAACCAAACCAAGAUUGCCACUUCACUAUUAGAGGUGGGAAGGAUCUUCCUGAUGGGUCAUAUCAGAAUCCAGUGGUUGUUCUAAUGCUGAAUUUUCCUCUUCCUCGAUGGUCAUCUCCAAGUCUUCUGAGCCCCAGUAUGGUCGACAAUUUAUUUCAUGAGAUGGGCCACGCUAUGCACUCUAUGCUUGCUCGCACCAAAUAUCAACAUGUGACUGGAACUAGGUGUAGUACUGACUUUGCUGAAGUGCCAUCUGUACUGAUGGAAUAUUUUGCUGCUGAUCCUAGGGUUGUCCGAACAUUUGCAAAACACUUCCAAACUCAAGAAAAAAUGCCUGAGGAUAUGUUAUCUCGUCUGUGUGCAUCUAAGCAUCUUUUCGCCGCAUCUGAAAUGCAAAUACAAGUCUUCUAUUCAGCACUAGAUCAAUGUUAUCAUGGGAAACAUCCUUUGCCUGGAACUACAACUGAAGUGUUGGCUGCAAUGCAGAAGGAAUAUUAUGGCAUUCCAUGUGUGUCAAAUACUGCCUGGCAGCUUAGAUUUUCACACCUUGUGGGUUAUGGUGCCAAGUAUUACUCUUAUUUGCUGUCAAGAGCAGUUGCCUCAUGGAUAUGGCAGGAAUAUUUUGAAGCAGAUCCUCUGAAUUCAUCAGCUGGAGAACGUUAUCGUCGGGAGUGCUUGGCUCAUGGAGGAGGAAAGCCAGCUCGUGAACUGGUAGCUCACUUCCUUCAACGGGACGUUACACCUCAGAACCUUGCUCAGAGCCUCAUUACUGAAAUAGAUAACAAGCAAGCUCAUAUUGAGAAAAUGAGAGUGUGAUGCCCUUUCUGUUAAUUUUUCAGUUUCUUUAAAUGUUUUUUUCAAACUCUAACAUUGUAAAUAAAUGUAUAUACAUAUAUAAAUACAUAAACAUACAGUAUCUCAGAAUUUCUUGUUUCCUUUUAGUAUACAUCCCCCU